AUGUCGAAGUGUCCCAAAUGCGGAAGAUCAAUGGAGUCCAGGUACCCUACCUACAAGCCUCCUGCCGAAAGUCACAGACCAAGUUCGGGCUCCAGCCAUCCCUCGGGGUCCAGCCGUCCUUCUGGCUCCCAUGCCCAACGCCCAGGCUCAUCUGCCAACACCCUUCUAUCAAGUGGCAAGAGCUUGUUCAAGUCCCAGAAAGACGUCAGCAUGUCGAAACUGCAGACCAAGCGCUCAAGAAUGCCAGACGACAGCCGGCAAGCAAAAGAGCAAGACGUGUGGGCCAACACGCAACUCGCACAGAAUGGUGCAUCUGCUUGCCCAGUUGGCCUCCUCUGGAGCAGAGAUAGGGACGGGUAUCGCUGUAUUGGCGGAGGUCACUUUGUAUCAGAUCAGCAGGUUGCUGAUGGGAAAGGAGGAUGGUAUUAUGGGGGUGCUGACAAACAUGGAAUCAUGGUGCAGUGGUAUGGUCCGUUUUAUGAGAAAGAUCCUUUCUCUUCAAGAAUGAGUGAAGAAAAGUUGAGGAUGGUCAGGAAGGUUCAUUUCGGGAGUGAGAAUCCUACUGCGGAGGAUAAGAUAUGGACGAAAUCGCUUCCCAGGCCUAGUGAUUCGGAAUUGUCACGCAAGAUGGCUUCUUUGGGCAUCACUGACGUAGACUCGUAUCGGAAGCAUGUUCUGAAAAAGCUCCAUGGUUUCAACAAGCUCCUAGGCUCAAAUGGUGUUGUACGUUUAAAUGGUUUCCCGGGCUCAGGUGCCUUAGACCGCUUCUUUGAUCCUCAUCAUUAGACUGGAAGUGGUCGAACAAGUUAUAUGCUCGCGAUUGCGAGAUACUAAGUAGCCUAAUGAAAAAGGAUAAAACUGACAGAG
Mollisia scopiformis is the source of this 867-nucleotide messenger RNA. RefSeq lists its product as uncharacterized. The record is from RefSeq and is a predicted model, not a curated record. Bases 1 to 786 code for a protein of 261 amino acids. The transcript is spliced from 2 exons. Lineage: Eukaryota; Fungi; Ascomycota; Leotiomycetes; Helotiales; Mollisiaceae.